AUGCCUAUCGCAUACACUCACCGUGGACCUUUGUUGUACACAAUCCUCGCUUUGAGUGCAGCCGAAAUGGCAAACUCUGGGAAUGGCUGUUCCGAUCGCCUUGUAACCAAGGCUUCCGCCUAUUACGACAGCGCAAUUAAUCAACUACAGCUAUCACUGGCCAACCCCAGCGAUGCUGAAGAGAAUAUUUUGGCAUGUGUGCUCUUGUCUUCUUUUGAGAUAUCCAACGGACAUCGCCCGGCCUGGCUGCAACAUCUUAAUGGUGCUGUGGCUAUACACAAUCAUUUUGCAUCAGACAUCAGUCGAGAAUGUGCCUUGUUUGCUUACCAAUACUUUGGCUUUAGAUGGAUACUUCUGGAGACGACCAUGCCGCCGGGAACUUAUCCACUAGAGGAAGUGACAAGCGAAACCUCGAUGACUGCCCAGCUUUUACAAAAUAUGAACACAAUGCUGCAACAGACUAUCGAUACAGUACCCACCGUUGCGAUGCAGAAUAUCGACAACAAGCUUGGCUGCUCCUUGGAAUACCUCCAGCUGGUCAACAGAAUAUCAACCCUGUCCGCUCUCAAGUACCAUUGUCAGACCGAUGAGAUCGUUGCGGAAGAAACAUCUGAUUUAUACUCUACAACGGCAUUGGCGUUUGACGAUGCGUUAAGAGACAUAGUCUUUGUGGCCAAAGCUCACGAUAGCUACCUCGAGCAUAGCAGCCGGUGUUUCAAACUUGCUGGAAGGGUAUACCUUCGUCUGAUCUGCCUCGAUGCUAGUCUCACCCAGUUGGCUCUGAAUGCGAUGCAGACCGAUUUGCUGCGAGCAUUACGCUUGGUCAUCAGCGAAGAUCAGCAGCGACGAGCCUUUCCGAUGUGGCCUUUGUUCAUCGCUGGUUGCGCGUCUUUCGAGGACGAACACCGAAAGGCUGUUCUGGAUAUGUUUCGCACACUCGAGAGAAAGUGGCCGAUCAGUAACAUCUCCUAUGUCCGAAACGUUACCACCCAGAUUUGGCAGAGCCGAGACCUGAACGGAUAUGACAAUAGUCGAAGACACGACUGGCAGACACUCAUCACGACAUUCGGUUGGAAGCUCGCUCUGUCCUGA
Messenger RNA from Aureobasidium vineae, 1092 nucleotides. The record is from the annotation of a GenBank genome assembly. NCBI's taxonomy places the organism in Eukaryota, Fungi, Ascomycota, Dothideomycetes, Dothideales, Saccotheciaceae.